Marmota monax (woodchuck) is the source of this 3946-nucleotide messenger RNA. It is a transcript of the gene Rasa3, whose product is annotated as RAS p21 protein activator 3. Lineage: Eukaryota; Metazoa; Chordata; Mammalia; Rodentia; Sciuridae. The record is from RefSeq and is a predicted model, not a curated record. Gene Ontology annotation, molecular function: GTPase activator activity. Bases 210 to 2714 code for a protein of 834 amino acids. Gene Ontology annotation, biological process: negative regulation of Ras protein signal transduction; intracellular signal transduction; regulation of GTPase activity. The transcript is spliced from 24 exons.
CGGACCAGCAGCCCCACUGGGGCACAGCCGCCUAGAUCCUCCGCUGGGGCUAGGUCCUCUUGUUCUCGGGUCUCCCAGGCUCCGCCGUCUGGAUCUGCGGUUCGAACUCUGGCUGCCCCUGCCCGCUGCGGCAGCACUGCCCUGGGCCUGGCGCGCGCUUCGGGAGAGGCUCUGCGGGCUCCCGCGUGUGACGGGCGCGGGCACGCAGCAUGGCGGUGGAGGAAGAGGGGCUCCGGGUCUUCCAGAGCGUGAGGAUCAAGAUUGGUGAAGCCAAGAACCUCCCCUCCUACCCUGGGCCCAACAAGAUGCGGGACUGCUACUGCACAGUGAACCUGGACCAGGAGGAGGUCUUCAGGACCAAAAUUGUGGAAAAGUCACUCUGCCCCUUUUAUGGAGAAGACUUUUACUGUGAAAUUCCUCGAAGUUUCCGUCAUCUGUCAUUCUACAUUUUUGAUAGAGAUGUUUUCCGGAGGGAUUCCAUCAUAGGGAAGGUGGCCAUCCAGAAAGAGGACCUGCAGAAGUACCACAACAGGGACACCUGGUUCCAGCUGCAGCAUGUGGACGCUGACUCGGAAGUGCAGGGGAAGGUCCACCUGCAGCUGAGGCUGAGCGAGGUCAUCACGGACACAGGCGUUGUCUGCCACAAGCUCGCUGCACGCAUCCUCGAGUGCCAAGGCCUGCCCAUAGUGAACGGGCAGUGCGACCCCUAUGCCACCGUGACACUGGCCGGACCCUUCAGAUCAGAAGCCAAGAAGACGAAAGUGAGAAAGAAGACCAACAACCCCCAGUUUGACGAAGUGUUUUACUUUGAGGUCACCAGACCCUGCAGCUACAGCAAAAAAUCUCACUUUGAUUUUGAGGAGGAAGACGUGGACAAACUUGAAAUUCGCGUCGACCUCUGGAACGCCAGCAACCUCAAGUUUGGAGACGAGUUUCUGGGGGAACUGAGGAUCCCACUCAAAGUGCUGCGACAGUCCAGCCCCCAUGAGGCAUGGUACUUCCUCCAGCCUCGAGACAAUGGCAGCAAGAGCCUGAAGCCCGACGACCUGGGGUCACUGAGGCUGAACGUGGUCUACACGGAGGACCACGUCUUUUCUUCUGACUACUACAGGCCCCUGCGGGACUUACUGCUGAAGUCUGCGGACGUGGAGCCUGUGUCUGCGUCAGCGGCCCACAUCCUGGGCGAGGUGUGCAGAGAAAAGCAGGAGGCAGCCAUCCCGCUGGUGCGGCUCCUGCUGCACUAUGGCCGGGUGGUGCCCUUCAUCAGUGCCAUCGCCAGCGCAGAGGUGAAGAGGACCCAGGAUCCCAACACCAUCUUCCGAGGAAACUCGUUGGCAUCCAAGUGCAUAGACGAGACCAUGAAGCUGGCGGGCAUGCACUACCUGCAUGUCACCCUGAAGCCCACCAUAGAGGAGAUAUGCCAGAGCCACAGGUGCUGUGAGAUAGACCCCGUGAAGCUGAGGGAUGGCGAAAACCUCGAGAGCAACAGGGAGAGCCUGCGGCAUUAUGUGGACCGAGUCUUCACUGUCAUCACCAAGUCAGGGGUGAGCUGCCCCACCGUCAUGUGUGACAUCUUCUUCUCCCUGAGAGAGGCUGCCGCCAAGCGCUUCCAAGAUGACCUGGACGUGCGGUACACAGCCGUGAGCAGCUUCAUUUUCCUGAGGUUCUUUGCUCCUGCCAUCCUCUCCCCCAACCUCUUCCAGCUGACACCUCAUCACACGGACCCACAGACGUCAAGAACCCUGACACUUAUCUCAAAGACCAUCCAGACUCUCGGCAGCUUGUCCAAGUCCAAGUCUGGCAGUUUCAAGGAGGCUUACAUGGCGACCUUCUACGAGCUCUUCAACGAGCAGAAGUACGCAGAUGCGGUGAAGAACUUCUUGGAUUUGAUUUCAUCCUCUGGGAGAAGGGACCCCAAGAGUGUCGAGCAGCCCAUCCUGCUCAGGGAAGGGUUCAUGAUCAAGAGGGCGCAGGGGAGAAAACGCUUUGGAAUGAAGAACUUCAAGAAGAGGUGGUUUCGCCUAACCAACCACGAGUUCACCUACCAGAAGAGCAAAGGAGACCAGCCCCUCUGCAGCAUCCCUAUCGAGAACAUCCUGGCCGUGGAGAGGCUGGAGGAAGAGUCCUUCCGGAUGAAAAACAUGUUCCAGGUCAUCCAGCCGGAGCGUGCGCUGUACAUCCAGGCCAGCAACUGCGUGGAGGCCAAGGACUGGAUCGACAUCCUCACCAAGGUCAGCCAGUGCAACCAGGCUCGCCUCACCGUCUUCCACCCGUCUGCCUACCUGAACGGCCACUGGCUGUGCUGCAGGGCCUCCUCCGACACUGCUGCCGGCUGCACCCCCUGCACUGGUGGCCUCCCAGCAAACAUCCAGCUGGACAUUGACGGGGACCGCGAGACGGAGCGCAUCUACUCCUUGUUCAACCUGUACAUGGCCAAGCUGGAGAAGAUGCAAGAGGCCUGUGGGAGCAAGUCUGUGUACGACGGCCCCGAGCAGGAGGAGUACUCCACGUUCCUCAUCGACGACCCCCAGGAGACCUACAAGACACUGAAGCAGGUCAUCGCAGGGGUGGGGGCCCUGGAACAGGAGCACGCGCAGUACAGGAGGGACAAGUUCAAGAAGACAAGAUACGGGAGUCAGGAGCACCCCAUUGGAGACAAGAGUUUCCAGAACUACAUCCGACAACAGUCCGAGAUCUCCACCCAUUCCAUUUGAAGUGUGUGCAGUGUUCUAGGGUGGCACCAACCUGCUGCACAAGGCCACCCACCCCCGAGCAGCAGAGGGAAGCAGAACCGAUGGAGCCUUCACAGCCCAGCAGCUCCCACAGGACCAGUCCUGGCUGCCAGGGCUCCACACGUCUCCACUCAGAACUCUUAACUCCUGCUUGCCUCACCUGCCAGUGCCGAGUGGUCUGACUGGCCUCUGGAGUGUGGGGUCAUUGUCUUCUCAUUCCCUUUGUCCUGUGGAGGUGCAGGGGUCAGAUGAAUGGUCAGGAAGCAUGGACUGCCCAGUAGUCAUCCAGGCCCUCCUCUGGCCUGGCCCUGGCUCUUCUGCUGCACCCCUCCAGACGUGAACAGUGUCACUCCAUCCCUACAAGCCUACUGCCCCCCUGGCUGUGACAGGGGCCUCCCUGUCUGUUUGUGGCUGGAAUCCCUGAGGGGCCUGGGCUUUGGGGGCCUGGGUCCCUUCUGCAGAGUCCAGGCAGGGAGAGGCAAGAUUCAGUCUCCUCUGGCUGACUGGCCAGCCCCAGUCCCAGCACAGCUGUCCCACUGUGAGUCAGUGUCCAGUCCCAGCACAGCCGUCCUACUACGGGUUGGUGUUGGGAACCACAGUCCACUUGCCUGCCACCCCAUGGGGAGGUUGGGGGGAGAUUUUUGAAAAGUGCAUUUUUCAAGCCGUCUUUCUUAUUGUUUUUAAAGGAGUGUUUUUAAUUAGCUCUUUGAUGUAAGGUAACUCAGAACAUUGAAACCUUUACCUGCUCAAGAGGGCUCUGAGAGGCAGAUAGCCGGGAACUGUGUCUCCAGCUGCCAGAAGGUUCUCCCAGGGACUGCUGCGCCCCGUCUCAGGAGCCCAGGAGGAGAAGGGCAUGGCCGUGGCCAGAGCUGCUGUCUUGUGACAGGAGGGUUGGGGCAGGAGGGCAGACCUCUUCAGCUUGAUGGCACACUGGUGUUGCAGACCCUUGCUCUCCAGCACCCCUGGCCUGUGGCAGGGGGUCCUGGGGAAGCACUGAGGCACAUGUGGACUUCCUUGUCCAGGCUUUUCAUCUAGGGACAGGUAGUCACAUCAUUUCUUGUCACAGAAGUAGUGGAGGAAAGUGUAAAAAACCUCUGGACACAUGCUCUCAGGCUGCGAUUUUUAACAGGGAUUUGUAACAAUGUUUCUGUUUAUAAAAUACUAAUAAUUUGCAAUGUAUUUUACUGGCCGAUUAAAACAGAGGUUUUAUUCUU